This is a messenger RNA of Corvus hawaiiensis (hawaiian crow), 6344 nucleotides long. It is a transcript of the gene SH3RF2, whose product is annotated as SH3 domain containing ring finger 2. The coding region runs from base 714 to 2795 and encodes 693 amino acids. The transcript has 8 exons. NCBI's taxonomy places the organism in Eukaryota, Metazoa, Chordata, Aves, Passeriformes, Corvidae. Gene Ontology annotation, cellular component: nucleoplasm. The record is from RefSeq and is a predicted model, not a curated record. Gene Ontology annotation, molecular function: ubiquitin protein ligase activity; protein phosphatase 1 binding. Gene Ontology annotation, biological process: positive regulation of proteasomal ubiquitin-dependent protein catabolic process; positive regulation of JNK cascade; protein ubiquitination.
AGCUGAGGCAGCCAAACCGGGCGAGAAUGGCACCGCGGAGCCACCCGCGGCCCUGCCAGGUACCCCCGGCGAGUGGUGGCGUUUGAAGGAGUUUUUAUAGAAGUGCUGUGGAAGCGGGCAGGGAGCGAGCCAAGCCGGCGCUGUCUGCGAGCGGAGGCGGCGUGUGGGUGUGCGAGGGAUGUGCGCAGCGAGCGGCAGUGCAGCCCGAGCCCAGCACAAACAGGUCGGGGCUGAUGUUUAUCAGGGACUCUCAUCUCCUGAGCUGGUGAAUUUUUCCGUGCCGUGUCAGUUCUGCUGCGCGGAGCAGGAGCGCUCAGCCUGCCCUGCGCUCCGCGUCCGGGGAGUGCCCGGCCCAGCUCCGGGCCCCUCUGCCCGGCGAGCAGGACCUGGGGCUCCUGUCCCCGGCACCAGCCCGGACCCGUCCCCUCGCACCAACUGAGUCAAAAGUGACUCAUUUCCAACGGGGCUGCAAGCGCAGCGGGUGCGUUUGCAGAUUGGCUGGCGAGGCACAGCUCUGGAUGUAGGUGGCUGCGUUACACACUCCAGCAGCGCAGCUCUGCUCCGUGCUCCCUCCUCCCUCGCCCUCCGUGCAGGAUAGCUGCCUGAGCCCAGGAUCUGGUUCUCGCAGGCGCAGGGAGGCAUCUCAGCCGGCUGCGGUGGAUGUGGGGUGUGGAUGGCCCCGGCUCCGCUACUGAAGGGGCUCUGCACUGAAGAUGGAUGACUUGGCUCUCCUUGACCUGUUGGAGUGUCCCGUGUGCUUCGAAAAGCUCGACGCCACAGCAAAGGUGCUGCCGUGCCAGCACACGUUCUGCAAGCCCUGUCUGCAGAGGAUCCUGAAAUCCCAGAAGGAGCUCCGGUGCCCCGAGUGCAGGACCCUCGUCCUGUGCAGCAUUGAGCAGCUGCCCUCCAACCUGCUCCUCAUUCGCCUCCUGGAUGGAGUCAGGUGUGGACAAAACGUCACCAGGUUUGGCUCGAUCCAGAGGUCAGGGGUCCUGUCUUCCCCCGCCUCCAUCAGGAGAGUCCCCAGGGGACUACAGCUGCAUCAGCACCGGCUGGCAACGAACCCCAGGAUCCACAUGGAAGGGGUGCCCCGAGCCAGGGCUCUGUACACCUACCGCGGGCACAGCCCCGGGGAGCUGCGCUUCAACAAGGGGGACACCAUCGUGCUGCUGCGGCAGCUGGAUGAGAACUGGUACCUGGGCGAGGCCAACGGCACCAGCGGCGUUUUCCCAGCCAGCUCCGUGCAGGUCAUCAAGCACCUGCCCCUGCCUCGCCCACUCUACGGCCUCGACCUGCGGAGCCGGGACAAGGCGGAAAACAAGGACAGCCUGACCUUCCACAAGCCAAGCGCCCCCACUCAGCAGCUCCUGCAGGCCACCAAAAGCCACUGGUCCCCCCAGUUUAAGGGCGCGUCCCUGCGAACGGCGUCUCCCAAGGCCAAGGCUGCCGAUUCGGUGGCUUUCCCCAAGGUGCCUGACUCCAGACGGAAAAGUCUGCGGCAGUUCUCCAUCACCACAGCCCUCAACACCCUGAACCGCAUGGUCCACGCGCCCGCCGACCGCCCCGCACUGGAGAUCAGCUCCCCUGUGCUCAUCAGCUCCAGCAACCCCACCGUGGCCACCCAGAGCAGCGAGAAAGCGGAGUUCCCCUACGGGACCCCUCUCCAGGUCAGCACCUCUUACUAUCCCACACCAGCACCACUGGGGCCCCCGGCAGCCAUCGUCACCCUUCCCCAUCUGCAGCACCACGGGCCAGCUUACCUGUGCGUGGCUCUCCACUCCUAUGCGGCUCAUGGACCAGACGAGCUGGAGCUGCAGAAGGGAGAAGGGGUCCGUGUCUUCGGGAAGGACCAGGACGGGUGGCUGCGGGGCAUGUCCCUCGCCACGGGCAGAGUCGGCCUCUUCCCCAGCAACUACGUCGCUCCUCUCUUCAGGAAAUCUAGUCUCUCCGACUCGAAGAUGCCUUCCCUGUACACCUCAUGGACGCUGUCGACCUCCUCGCUGUCCUCUCAAGGGAGCAUGUCCGAAAACGGCCCAAGGCAGAGCAGAGCCCUGAAGCCGGUGCUGCUGCCCGUGCCCAUCCCGUCCCCCGGGAGGAGCGCGGCGGGACCGGCCCCGCUGCGGCGCGGCCGCGGCAGCACCAGGAAGAACGGAUCCCUGCAGAGGCCAGGGCAGGCAGGGACCCCCGUGCAGAUCACCGGCUCUCUCAGACGUCCUUCGGCUGCGGGGCGACCUCAGCACUUCCAGCUUUACCCGCACGUCAGCUCCCCACCCCACAGCAUCUCUCCCGGAGCUGGCAUGGACGAGGCAACGAGGCCAAACUUCUCCCAUGAGGCUUCCCCGGCGCUGCUGGUCAGGGGAGGGGAGAGCCGAACCCCCUCCGUGUGCAGCUCGGUGAUUCUGGACGUCAAAGACCCCCCGGUGAAGAGCGAGGCAGCUCCAAAGCCGCCUGCGUCAGCCCCGCCGUCCAUCCUGGUGAAACCAGAAACUUCCCGCAACAGCGCCGAAAAGCAAGUGAAGACGGUGAGGUUCCAGAACCACAGCCCGCCGCCGCCCAAGCGGCACAGCCUGCAGCCCUCGCCGAGCCUGCUCCGCAGCAGGACCGAGCCCGGGCCCGAGGGGCUCCUGCCCGAGGCCGGCCUGGGCCCCGAGCUGCUGGUGCUGUACUCGCCCCGACUGGGCUCCAGCCCCCUGCACCCGCGCCGGGCGCUGCACCCCAAGGCGCUGUCGCUGGACCUCUCGGGGCAGCUGACCUUCCCCAUCAAGAAGAGCUACAGCAGCAUCUCUGCAAACUGACCGGGUACCCCGCGCCUGCCUUCCUCGCCACACCUGCUCCUCUCCCUGCAUCAUCCCCCACUGCUCCCAGGGCCCGGUGUUCCAUGCCCCCACGCUGCUGGCACCCUCAGGACCUGCGAGUCUGGGACUUGCAGAGAACUGUGGAACCUCUGAGGGACCCCCCUGCCCCAGGGCUGCUCGAGCACAGGGAGAUGUGUCAGGGGUCUGUGGCCUCCACAGAACUGACAUUCCCCAGGGUUGCUGCCUGUACGGCACGACAGGAGCAGGGGAGGGGAGGAAAGUGUGCAGGUAUCAGAAAGAGUUACACUUGUUUUGAUCUCCUCAGGGCUGCAGGAAAGCCCACAGAGAUCAAACACUGUCUCAGCAUCUGCCUGUCUCAGGAUAAAGAAACCAUAAAUCAGAAUCAGUCAGCUCCUGGCUGAUGGUUCACACUGCCUUUGACGGGAGGGGGUCACUCAGAUUUUUUGUUAGGGUGGUUGCUCGCUUGCUUUUUUCAUUGGUUUUAGCCCAGGAAUUUUAACACAGAAGUCUAAAAGGUGAUUUGGAGGGGAAAGAACCAAUGCAAAAGGGCUUUGCCAUCACUGCAGUCACCCAGGCUCUGCAGUGAGGGCACUGAAUCUCCCUUCUCCUCGUGGCUUGUUUUCCUCUGAUCACCUGUCAGCUACCUCCUGCCCAUGAGCUCCUUCCAGCCCCUUCCCAGCACCCGCCCACUCAGAUGUGGCUGUUGUAAAUAUCUUAAGUGGAAUUCAUGGGUUUCAGCCUACAUUCAGAUGCAUGAAACGUUGUCUACGUAACAGAAAGCAGAAUUCAGAGUUCACCAUGCCCCAGGACCCCUCUCUGCCCUGGCAGCACCAGCUCUGGCUUCCAGCUUACCAAUCCAAGCAUUCUCCUGUGAAUCCCGGGAAAGCCAGCAGAGCCAUGCUGGCUCACAGCUGUGCCUGCUCUCCCUCAAACCUCUGCACAACAGGUUUUGGUUUCCAUACUUAGUUUUCAUUGCUGGUUUAUCCAUCAGCAGGUCCCACCCCAGCUGCAGGCACUGGCCCCCCACUCUCCUGACAGUGGGAACUGCGCUCCCUCCAAAACUGCCGUGAAAUCCCAUCCGUGGUUACCUGCACACAAGCCCAGGGAAGGAGCUCCAGUGCCAGUGGAAACUCUCUGAGGCCCUGGUACAGCCUCAGAGAAAGACAUUUUUUCCUGAAACUACACAAAGGGAAUGGAUUAAACAAUUCAGUAUGCCACAACCCCUGGACCUUCCCUCUUCCAGAUUCCCUCUGUUUGUGGAGCAGGAAAGCUGGGUCUGCCUGCGGGGAUUUUCAGCAACCUUCAAGGCACAGAUCUGUUCUCACUCUGUGCUCUCUGUCAGUAUUCCAGCUCCUGCAGAAACACCCUAACAAGCUGAAAACGUGCUGUGUGCCCAGGUAUAAAAGGUGGCAGCAGCUGCAAAAACAAGGGUGAGUCCAACUCAGCAAUGCCACCUCAGAGACAGCUGAAUACCUCGGGGGAGACGUGCUGGUCUUUUGCUGAGGACUCCUGUCAUCCUUUUAAAGCUGAACCAGAAAGCAGCUGGCUCUAUCGCUGAGACACAUCCACAUAUCCCAGCACUCAGAAGUGGACAGACUUGCACUCAGUGUGUCCAGGACCAGCCCGAGCAGUGCCUCACAGUGCUGGAUAGAAGGGGAAGGAGCCUAAUGCACCUCAUCAGCUCUUCCCUGCACUUUGACACUGCAGCGAGAGGCAGCCACGAGCCCCCGGCCCCAGGGCUCCAUGUCCCUGAGAGCGCUGGCCCCAGAGGAGAUUUGUCCUCCACCUGCCACAGGAAAGGUGGAAUGAUGAUGUUCAGUCUCAGGAGGGAAUUCUGCAAGGAAUUCCGCAGGGCUGUUCCGGUGGUGACUGGCUCCAGCGCUGCUGCACACUGUUCUCCUGGGAGCCUACAGUCCACAGGGAUGAGUCCCUGCUCAGUGAUCACAAGGAUCUAAUGGCCCCACGGUCAGAAAAGAGGAGCCAUUCAGCAUCAGACCUGCUCAGGUGUCACCAGCCCAGGGGAUGGCCAAGCUGCACAUGGGCAGGGACAGCUCCCCAGAGGAGGGGCCGGGGGCACUCAGUGUCCCCCAGCAUGACCCUGCUGCAAUCUGGUUCCUACUCCUCUUCCAGUUGCUGAGCCUCCGACAGCCAUUCCCAAGGGUCUUCCCUACACCCAUGUGGGCUUUUGCAUGGAAGUCAAGAGGAUUUUAUUAUAAUUUUCUUAACAUGCCCACAUGAUUCCAAGAACCUGCAGCUUUAGAAAUUGAGUAUCCCUAUCCUGGUAAGCUGAGAGUGACCCCAGUGUGCAGGAUGCCAGGAAUUCACUCCUCUCACUCCCCUGACAGUCCCGCUCUGCUCUCAGUAAAGGUCCAUUUUGUGAAACAAACAUCAGAAAUCCCCUGUCAGGGCAUGUGACCUCCCACUUUUCACCCACGCUGUAUCUUUAGUCCCAGGUGUUUCAAUGAACACUUGUGUCCAACAGUUUUAUUUCCUAAUUUCACCCUGUUUAAUUUUUCACAAGCCACCAAAGCAGAACAAGAACUGCUACAACUCCAAGGCUCUCCUCUAAAUUCAGAAACCCCAGGAAAUUAUGUGGAGAAAAGGGAUCUGGAAUGAGCAGGCUUUGCUGUCCAGCCCCUGGUUCCUCCAGCUGCAGCCAGCCUGGGAUAGUGGGGGGCCCAUCAGCCCCUCCCUCCCUCUGGGAACUAGGAAUGCAAACACUGGCUCCAAAACGUUUUAGUUGGAAACACCAGAGCAGCCUGGGAGUGUGUAAAAUCAUGCAUCUACCAUGCUUAGGAGGUUUAUUCAUUGCCCAACAGUCACUGCAGUUCGUUUGUGCAACGGCAUGUUUGAAAUGCAAUCACAGCUUAAGACUUUUCAGGCUUUUUGUCAUAAACUUCAGUAUCUGUCUCAUUUAAAAAGUAAUAUUUCCAUAUAUUCAUGAAACCAGUGUUUAGAACCCCAAACUGUUCAUGAAGCAAUGGGGGCAAAGUCCAUGGGAGCUCCUCAGGCUGAUCCCUUUGCACGUGUUCCCAAUGGGAAGUGGUGAUGGAUGAGACACUGCCUGGGGACCAGCACACAAGGGACCCCUCAGUGUCAGGGUGAGGAGGACUGUAAGGGUAAUGAAGGGGGGGGGAAAAGAUCUCUUUAUGCCAAAGUUACAGCCAAAUAGAUCUUAAAGGCAGAAGGGGUCAACAAAAGUUCCCUGAUCCUUUGCAUGACCAAGCAGGGAGUUCCAGUGAAAUGUUACAGCCAGGUCACCAUCAGUGAGAAACCAUAAAUUGCUAUUUUUACAUAUAUAUCUUAGAAACAGUAGGAUGUAUAACCUUUGCUUAGUUGGUGAUGGGUAGGAGGAAUAAAUCAAGUAUGUUUAGUUUAUUGUUCAGAGACACUUGUACAAAUUCAGGGAUGCUGAAUAUUUUUUCCAUGAAGUGAAGUUCAUUUUUUUAAAAGGUGUUUUCAAUUUAAGGUACUAUUUGGGAGAAAAGUCAAUAAACAAGAAGAGAUUAGUUUCCUGUUUUGUAUUAA